Messenger RNA from Oreochromis aureus, 5317 nucleotides. RefSeq names its product immunoglobulin superfamily member 1-like. Gene Ontology annotation, molecular function: transmembrane signaling receptor activity. Gene Ontology annotation, biological process: cell surface receptor signaling pathway. The transcript has 24 exons. The coding region runs from base 41 to 3784 and encodes 1247 amino acids. NCBI's taxonomy places the organism in Eukaryota, Metazoa, Chordata, Actinopteri, Cichliformes, Cichlidae. The record is from RefSeq and is a predicted model, not a curated record.
GAUUAUCUGUGGAUCAGAGUGCAGCAGGCUGGAUGUGACGAUGGGGCACUCUUUGCUCUGCAUGAUGGGCUUUUUCUUGCUCAGUACUGUGAUCUGUGGAAAUGCUGAAGAUCACAGUGAUGAUUCACAAUAUGCCAAGGAUCAAUCCUUCGAGCAAACAACCUCAGCACAGCGUGAUGAGCACAGGGUAAAUCCGGGCAACUCAAAUGUGAAAACUGACUCAACCACAGCUCCUCCUAAGCUCACUGUGUUCCUGCAACCAUCCAAGACUCAGUUAAACAGCGGUGUGAUAUACAGCGGUGAGACAGUCACUGUCAGAUGUGAGAUUCAUGGAGGUGAAGGAGCUCAGUGGACGUAUGAAUGGAGACAAGGCUGGGUAAAAUUACAUGAAACAUCCAGUGAAUACACAAUCAGCAGCGCUACUGAGUCUGAUGCUGGAGAAUACAGAUGCUGGGGCCCAGGUUCUUUGUGGAGUGAUGUCAUCACAUUGACUGUAUUACCUCCUCCUAAGCCCACUGUGACCCUGCAGCCAUCCUGGACUCAGAUAUACAGCGGUGAGACAGUCACUGUCAGAUGUGAGAUUCAGGGAGUUGAAGGAGCUCAGUGGACGUAUGAAUGGAGACAAGGCCAGGUAAAAUUAAAUGAAAUAUCCAGAGAAUACAGAAUCAGCAGAGCUACUGAGUCUGAUGGUGGAGGAUACAGAUGCCGGGGCAGAAGAAGCUCUUCCUGGACAGAGUGGAGUGACAUCACAGCAUUGACUGUAUCAUCUCCUCCUAAGCCCACUGUGACCCUGCAGCCAUCCCGGACUCAGAUAAACAGCGGUGAGACAGUCACUGUCAGAUGUGAGAUUCAUGGAGGUGAAGCUCAGUGGACGUAUGAAUGGAGUCCAGCCAAGUUAAACACACCUCCAACAUCCAGUGAAUACAAAAUCACAGUUACUGAGUCUGACAGUGGAGGAUACAGCUGCCGGGGUAAAAGAAGCUCUUCCUGGACAGAGUGGAGUAAUAUCAUCACACUGAAUGUAAAACUUCCCAUUAAGCCCACUGUGACCCUGCAGCCAUCCUGGCCUCAGAUAUACAGCGGUGAGACAGUCACUGUCAGAUGUGAGAUUCAGAGACGUGAAGGAGCUCAGUGGACGUAUGAAUGGAGACCAGCCAAGUUAAACACACCUCCAACAUCCAGUGAAUACAGAAUCAUCACAGCUACUGAGUCUGACAGUGGAGGAUACAGCUGCCGGGGCAGAAGAGGAUAUUUGUUAACACAGUGGAGUAAAAUCAUCACACUGACUGUAUCAUAUAAACCAAAGACUGAACUGAGAGCUGAUAGGACAGCUGUUCCAGUAGGGGGCAGUGUGACCCUGACCUGCUCUGUGACACCACCAUCAUCAUCUUCUGGAUGGAAAUACUACUGGUACAGAUAUGACAGGUAUUAUAAACUUGUGACCUCACCCGAUGCAGUGUUUCUAUCAAAUGGACAAAUCAGUGUCUCAGAGGGAGGACGCUACUGGUGCAGAGGAGGAAGAACAGAACCAGUUUACUACACAGAGUACAGUGAGGCAGUUUGGAUUGACACAACUGUGUCAAACAGGCCUGUUGUGACUCUGUAUCCAAACUGGUCUGAGAUAUACAGAGGAGAGACGAUCACUGUCAGAUGUGAGAUCCAUGGAGGAGACACUGAGUGGGAUUAUGAGUGGGAAACAAACAGCACCAUAAAACCUCCAAAUCAAAAUGAAUACAGGAUUAUAUCUGCUUCAUCAUCCAACAGUGGAAACUAUCGCUGUAAGGGCAGAAUGAAAAGUUCACGGCAUAAAACAACAGAGUGGAGUGAUUCAGUCACACUGACAGUUUCUGACAAUAAACCAAAGGCUGAACUGAGAGCUGAUAGGACAGCUGUUCCAGUAGGGGGCAGUGUGACCCUGACCUGCUCUGUGAACCCAUCAUCAUCAUCAUCACCAUCAUCAUCAUCAUCAUCUGGAUGGAAAUACUACUGGUACAGAUAUGACAGGUAUUAUAAAUUUCUGACCUCACCCGAUGCAGUGUUUCUAUCAAAUGGACAAAUCAGUGUCUCAGAGGGAGGAUACUACGAGUGCAUAGGAGGAAGAGGAGAACCAGUUUACUACACAGAGGACAGUGAGACAGUUUGGAUUGACACAACUGUGUCAAACAGGCCUGUUGUGACUCUGUAUCCAAACUGGUCUGAGAUAUACAGAGGAGAGACGAUCACUGUCAGAUGUGAGAUCCAUGGAGGAGACACUGAGUGGGAUUAUGAGUGGGAAACAAACAGCACCAUAAAAUCUCCAAAUCAAAAUGAAUACAGGAUUAGAUCUGCUUCAUCAUCCAACAGUGGAAACUAUCGCUGUAAGGGCAGAAUGAAAAGUUCACAGCAUAAAACAACAGAGUGGAGUGAUUCAGUCACACUGACAGUUUCUGACAAUAAACCCCGUCCUGUCCUCACUGUGUCUCCAUCAUGGCUGAGUCCUGGAGCCUCAGUAACUCUGAACUGUCAGGUUGAACAUCCGUCUGCAGGAUGGAGCUUCUACUGGUAUAAAGCUGUUCCUGAUCUAUCAGAGAAAUCCUCCAGUUAUGAGCUGCUACCUGAUGGCAGUGGGACUGCACAGGACUCCUACAUCAUUCAUGGACAGACACACACAGCAGGAUAUGUGUGCAGAGCUGGAAGAGGAGACCCAGAGUAUCACACUGAUCACAGUCAACCAAAGUUUGUCUGGUCUGCAGAUGUUCAUUCAGCAGCGUCUCUCACAGUGAGUCCUGACAGAGUGCAACACUUCACCUCUGACUCUGUCUCACUGACCUGUGAGGGAAACUUCACUGAGUGGAGAGUGAGGAAGUUCUCUGAGGACGGCCGACUCUCUGACUGUAGGAGAAUGACUGGAUCCACAUGUAACAUCAACACAUCAAAGUCAGAUACUGGAGUGUACUGGUGUGAGUCUGGAUCAGGAGAGUUCAGCAGUGCAGUCAACAUCACUGUACAGAAUGAUGGUAAUGGUCCUAUCCUGGUGAGUCCUGUUCAUCCUGUGACUGAGGGAGCUUCUGUUAGUCUGAGCUGCAGUUUGAGAACACAAAAAAUACUUUCCAAUGUGUUUUUCUAUCACAAUCACAAACUUAUUAAAAAUGAUACCCGAGGGGAGCUGAAGAUCUCUGCAGUGUCAAAGUCUGAUGAAGGUUUCUACAAGUGUCAGUACUCAGGAAGAGAGUCAGCACAGAGCUGGAUGUCAGUUAAAGUCAUUUCAGCAGCUGUGUCAGGAGCUGACAGCUCUUCAUCUCCUGUGUGGUUGAUGGUUGGACUGGUUUGUGGAGUCUCUCUCAUUAUUAUUCUCCUGCUCUUGUUGUAUCGCUGCAGACAGUCCAAGUAUUCCUGCUUCACCAGGUCGAUCCAGUCUGAGAGUCACAGUCCGGGCUCCUCCACAAAUCAUGGAGUCAACCAGAAUGAAACUCAUGUGUACGACUCUCCUCAUCCUGGUACCAAUCACAUCUAUGAAUCAGUUACACAGGUUGAAGACAACAGAAAUGGAUCAGAUGAACAUCAAGAUGUCACAUACGCUCUUAUUGAACUUAAAAACUUUGAAAAGAAGCGGAAGCAUCAUAAACCAGAGCAGAGUGCUGUUUACUCUGAGGUGAAGACGGGAGCUGCAGAGGACAGUCUGAUGUAUGCUGAGGUCAAACGCCCCAAAAAAGAAAAAGCCAAGAAGAAAGCAGGAAAAUCAAGUCCUGCAGCUGAUGCAGCAGUUUAUUCUGAAGUCACAUUAGGAAGCUUUCCUGGUCAGUGAGGAGAGCUGCAGCAGCAAAGCCAAGAAGAAGCAUUUUAUGAAUCCACUGUUGCUCCUCUGCUGCCCAAAUAUCAGACAGGCUCAGGCUUUAGUUUUUAUGAUAUUGAAUAAUAAUAUGAUAUAGAGUUGGUACCGUCUUUUAGCAUAAAGCACACAGAGGUGUGUCCUGUUUCAGAUCCAUGUGAUUUUUAGUAACUGAUAGCAGCAACUUAAAGCCAGCAGAGUUACAUUAGGAAACACCAACAAAUACUUUUACUGUCUGAGUGUAAAGAUCUAUAUUGUGUAAAAAAUAAUCAUUUGGUAUAAAAACAUGAAAAAGCUCUGGCUGCUUCAUGAUUCAUUUAAUGUCAGAUACUUUUAUUUACUUUUUUACUUCUUCAAAUUUAGACAUUUGGCUUGAGGGGGCGUUCCAGCUGAAAAUUUAGACUUCUGACUUCAAUUUGAAUAGAUCACUGUUCUGUUCGGCCCCCAGGGGUUUUCUGAGCUUCCUGCUCGAAAAUGAAAUGCCCAAAAUAAACUAAUUAUAAAUUUUCUCAAAAAGGAAGAUUUUAAGUCUAAUCUUCAGGUUUGGCCACAUUUCAUUGACUCAUUUUAUUAGUGACUGGUCUGCUAUAUUAUUCAUCUUCAAACUGAGCAUCAGGAAGAAAGGUGAUUGAAUGUGACAUGGCUGACAGGCUGGUCUGAGUUAUCUGGAUUUACCAGUAAAAGACCAGAAGGGAAAAAAUCCCCAGUGAGUGGCAGUUAUCUGGGUGAAAAUGCCUUAUUGAUGUCAGGAGAAUGAACAAACUACUUUAAGCCAAUAGUUUCAGGUUUUGCCACUGAGCAGGGAAGCAGGACUCAAUAGCUGCACUUUCUUAGCAGAAACAGGGAAUUUUUUACAAGUGAAAAUGGUGAGAAAAAAAAAACAGUUAAAAAAGUGACAUCCACAGCAGUGUAAUCCCCAGCUCCUGGUCUGAUUCUCCAAAUACAAAAAAACCUCCUUCCACAGCUUUUCCAGAAGUAUUUACAAAAAGUCUCUGAGCUUUCCCCUCCCCAAGAUUCCUGGACAUAAAGGAGAAAACGGGUAAGUAAUUUUCACACACAAAAAGGAAGUCUUGACUUACAAGCCAGAGUGACACUGACUGUUUGUCCUGCAAUGAUCCAGCAUCAACUGAAGCUCUGCACUCUGCAACCCAGAGGUGGAAACCCUCCUCACUGUCCCAAAACUGCACAAAGAUGAGAACACCAGAACACACACACACACACACACACACAGUGGCUGCAUGACUGGCAGGACUCUUGUGAACCACACUGUUUACACAGAUGAUCUUGUGGUCUUUAGUCCUCGUAGCGCUGGUCUCCAGCAGCGCCUUCACGUAUGUUCUGCUUCUAGUGUGGAACAUGAUAUCAGACAUAUCCAAAUGUUUGACUUUUGUUUUUGUUUGUUUGUUUUUAUCCUGAAAUAAAGCGGGCACUUGUACGUACAGAAAGGUUUUUGAAAGAGAAAAUUAUGGGAUUUGUGAAGCUAAAUUUAAUAAAUGUUACGUGUGGUCA